Messenger RNA from Hemibagrus wyckioides, 5954 nucleotides. It is a transcript of the gene trpm4a, whose product is annotated as transient receptor potential cation channel, subfamily M, member 4a. The coding region runs from base 1200 to 4985 and encodes 1261 amino acids. The transcript is spliced from 30 exons. Gene Ontology annotation, cellular component: membrane. Gene Ontology annotation, molecular function: ligand-gated calcium channel activity; calcium-activated cation channel activity. The record is from RefSeq and is a predicted model, not a curated record. NCBI's taxonomy places the organism in Eukaryota, Metazoa, Chordata, Actinopteri, Siluriformes, Bagridae. Gene Ontology annotation, biological process: calcium ion transmembrane transport.
AAUAAUAAUCAGGGUCACUGGAUUACAUGAUUAAACAAUCAUCAUAGAAGGAAUAACUGAACAACUGAGAUCAGAUGUUUACUGCAUUAAACACAGCUGAUUGUUGCUGUUUUCCUCCAGCUGUACUGCUGCUGCUGCUGCUGCUGAUGAUGAUGAAGAUGAUGCGUAUGACAUCAGGUACUGAGGUUUAUUUCAGCUCUGUGUCUUAAAGCAGCAGUAAAGAGUUUGUGGAAUAAAUCCUCAGGUGCAGAAUCAGCUUCUGUUCCCAGCAGGAGCUCCAGGACUGAUGUUACUGAUGGAAUGAGCUGCUGCUUCUGCUGGAGAAAAAAGAAACCUGCUCCUGAUAUUUCAGUUAAAUAAACUAUCAGCAUGUACACAGAUCAGCCAUAACAUUAUGACAACCUGUGUCAGUCUCCCUUUUGCUGCUAAAACAGCCCUGACCCGUCCUGCACUGUGUAUUCUGACCCCUUUCUAUCAGAACCAGCAUUAACUUCUUCAGCAGUUUGAGCAACAGUAGCUCGUCUGUUGGAUCGGAUCACACGGGCCAGUCUUCUCUCCCCACGUGCAUCAAUGAGUCUUGACCGCCCAUGACCCUGUCUCCGGUUCACCACUGUUCCUUCCUUGGACCACUUUUGAUAGAUACUGACCACUGCAGACCGGGAACACCCCACAAGAGCUGCAGUUUUGGAGAUGCUCUGAUCCAGUGGUCUAGCCAUCACUAUUUGGUCCUUUGGUCAAACUCACUCAAAUCCUUACACUUGUCCAUUUUCCUGCUUCUAACACAUCUCAUGUUUUAGUGUACUAGCUCCUGCUUUACUCUGCACUCAGACCACAUUUAAAUGAGGUCUUUCUCAUUUCUAUGUAAAUUGGUCAUGCUGCUUUAAAGCGUCACUUCAAUCCAAGGUUUUGGUUUAUUCUUCAGACCAAAUGUACGGUGUGUGUGUGGACAGAGAUUCAGAGAUUGUUGGUGUUUUAUCAAGGAUCUGUUUUAUUAAAGCAGAAUUUUAUAGCUGGACUUUCUGAACACACUGGACUGUCUGAAGACUGGGAAAUACGGAGUGAUUGACUUUACCGAGGAGGAGAAGGUAAACACACGGAAGGUUGUAAUUAGCUAACGAGUUGUUAAUAACCAGCAUUGUGCAUUCCAAUUCUGCCGUGUGAAGUUCCUGAUCCACUGGAGCUCCUCGGAAUCCUGGAAUAUGAAAUCCAGCAGUCUGGUCAUUCAACUUCUUAAUACAUGGCAGAGGUCGUCAAGAAAUGAUCAUGAAAUGAGUUGGAUCCCGAAAGUCAUAAAGAAGCGAGUGUGUACGACAUUUGUGGAGGAUCCCGGCAGUAAUGGGGAUCAGUGUCAGUGUGGUGGUGCUCGUGGUCUUCAUGGUUCUGUAGCUACAGGUGAUUAUUUUGGUUCUGCUAUCGUGACUCAGUGGGACUCGUCCAAACACACGUCUGAGUGUCCGACUGAUGCGUUCGGGGAGCUGAAGUUUGCUGGCAUCUCUCGCAGACACAGUCAUUUCCUGCGUCUGUCCUGUGACACUCCCUCCUCCAUCGUCUACGCCAUCCUGACUCAGCACUGGGGUCUGCCGGCUCCCAACCUGGUGGUGUCCAUGGUGGGCGGAGCCGGCCAGGAGAAGGUCAAGAGCUGGGUCCGAGAUGUGGUGAGACAGGGGCUGGUGCGCGCCGCACAGAGCACAGGUGCCUGGAUCAUGACAGGUGGGCUGAGCGAGGGCGUGGGUCGCUGUGUCGGCGAGGCAGUGAGGGAUCAUGGGACUGCGGCCGCAUCCCAAUCCAAAGUGGUAGCUCUGGGUGUGGCCCCGUGGGGACUGGUGAACAACCGGCAACAACUCAUCAAUGCAGAGGGCAGCUUCCCAGCCAGGUAUUAUGUGCAGAACACGUCUCAGGACUCAUGUUAUCUGGACAGUAAUUAUCAGGCCUUCCUCCUGGUGGACGAUGGAAGCUCUAACCGCCGAGGAGGAGAGAUGAGCUUCAUCACCAACCUGGAGAAAUUCAUCUCCCAUCAGCGCACUGGGAUAUGGGGCAGCGGCAAUAUCGAGAUCCCCGUGUUGUGUAUGCUGAUCUCUGGGGAUGUGACUGUGCUGAAGAGGAUGGACAUGUCUCUGAAGAAGUCCACUCCCUGGUUGGUGUUGAACGGCUCGGGUCCUGCGGCGGACAUGAUCACAGAGCUGCUGAAUGACCUGAGCCGAGCAGCGUCUCCUGUGGAAGGAGAGGACGGAGACGUCUCCAACUCCGAUCUCAGAGACAAAGUGCGAGAGAUCAUCAAGAGACAUUUCCCCUCUGAGAAAUCACUGGAGAAGCUGGUGGACCAGUCUCUGAGCAUCUAUCAGAAAAGAUCUCUGAUCACAGUGUUCCAUGGAGACCAGGACAGUCCUGAUGAUUUUGAGACGGUCAUCCUGAGAGCCCUGGUGCGAGCCAGUAAGCAGGUGAACAGUAAUUCCAGUGAGUACACAGAGGAGCUGAAGCUGGCUGUGGCCUGGAACAGAGUGGACAUCGCAAAGAGUGAGCUGUUCAAUGGCGACAUUCAGUGGAAGUAUGAUGAUCUGGAGGACUCCAUGACGGACGCUCUGGUGAACAAUAAGCCUCAGUUUGUCCGUCUCUUCACAGAGAAUGGUUUGAACAUUAUUGAGUAUCUGACCUAUGAGCGUUUGGAGUCUCUGUACCAGUCUCUGUCCAGCAGCUCACUGGCUUACACACUGCUGAAGUCGUGGCUGAGGGAGAGACAGCACAUGGUCUACUCUCCGACCGGUUCGCCUGACUUGCCUGAUGAGAACUGCAAGGACCUGAAGAGUCCGGUGAUGGGGCCGUCCAGCACCAGGGGGCUCUGCCUGUUAGAGGUUUCACGGUUAUUAGGGGAGAUUUUCGGAGGCAUGUGCCAGCCGUUUUACUACAUGAUCCUGGGCCUGGAGCCCCGAGCGAGCACCAGGAGAGCAACGAAGCAUGUGAAUAAGAUGCUGCAGGGUGACUGUGCGUAUCGUCAUCAGUCGGUGGCGUUCCCCUGGUCCUCUCUCUUCAUCUGGGCCAUUCUGCAGAACCGCAGUGAGAUGUCCAUUUUUUUCUGGGAGAUGGCGGGUGAGUCUGUAAUGAGCGCGCUCAGUGCAUGUAAGAUUCUCCGAGAGCUGUCCAAGCUGGAAAACGAGACAGAGACCCAACUGUCCAUGAAGGAGCUGGCCCAGAGGUUUGAGAACCUGGCUCAUGACAUGUUUAGCGCCUGCUACCAGAGCAACGAGACUCGCUCCCUCACACUGCUCAUCAGGAUGUCCCCGUUUUGGGGCGGAGCUACCUGUUUACAGAUGGCCACGGCGGCCGAUGCCCGACUUUUCUUCAGCCAUGAUGGUGUGCAGACUCUGCUGGCUCAGAUCUGGUGGGGUGACAUGCACAGCCGUACUGAAGUGUGGAAGCUCAUCACCACCUUCUUCCUGCCUCCUCUCAUCUACACCAACUUCAUCACCUUCAGAGAGGACAUACAUGCAGAUGGUUUGGAGAAAUCACAACCUGCAGCAUUCUCUAUGGCUGAUAUCACACAGCACAUGGAGGAUGACAGUAAGAUGGAGGAUAACAGAGAUGGGGAAAAUCUUGGUCCCGUCUGUUCUCUUACUGACAUCACACACACGGAGGAGGAUCCGGAGGAGAACAUUGCUUUAACCACAGGAUAUAAAGGCAAAGAAGCUCCUGCUGUCCGUAAACACCCAUACAUCAUACACCGUUGGCGUCAGUUCUGGUUCGCGCCCGUUACUUCGUUUCUAGGCAACGUGCUGAUGUACUUUCUCUUCCUCAUCCUCUUCGCCUACAUCCUAUUAGUCGAAUUCAAACCCCCGCCUCCAGAUGGCCCCGCCCACAUUGAAUAUUUGUUGUACUUUUGGGUUUUUACUUUGAGCUGUGAGGAGAUUCGACAGUCGUUCGUCAGCGGCUCAGGGAGUUUUACUAAGAGUAUGAGGUUAUACAUCGAGGACAUGUGGAACAAGUGUGACCUCACAGCCAUCCUCCUCUUCAUCCUCGGGCUCAUCUGCAGGAUGUUCCACUGGUCGUAUGAGUUCGGCCGCUCGGUGCUGUGUGUGGACUUCAUGGUCUUUACUCUUCGACUCAUUCAUAUCUUCGCGGUUAACAAACACCUAGGACCCAAAAUUAUCAUUGUCGGCAAAAUGGUGAAGGAUGUCUUUUUCUUCCUCUUCUUCCUCGGAGUCUGGCUAUUGGCUUAUGGCGUGGCCAAUCAGGCGCUGAUAUACGCCUACGACCCGCGACCUUACUGGGUGAUCCGCAGAGUUUUCUACAGACCGUACCUGCACAUCUUCGGCCAGAUACCACUGGAUGAAAUAGACGCUCAUAAACGUAUACAGAAGGUUUGCACCAACAACGUGACUAUGAUACAGCAGGGAGCUGAACCGUGUCCACAGUCUGAAGCCAACUGGCUCGUCCUCAUCCUGCUGUCCGUCUACCUGCUGGUCACUAACAUCCUGCUGCUUAACCUGCUCAUCGCCAUGUUCAGCUACACAUUCAGUAAAGUACAGGAGCACAGUGAUGUUCACUGGAAGUUCCAGCGCUAUAACCUGAUAGUGGAGUAUCACUCUCGCCCGUGUCUGGCCCCGCCCUUCAUCAUCCUCUCUCACCUGAGACUCUUCAUCAAGAGAACAAUCCGGAAAGUUCCGUCUGUCAAGAUCAAACACUUCAUGUUGGAUAUUCAAGGCAGACAGGCAAGCAGGUUGAACACGUGGGAAGCGGUACAGAAGGAGAAUUUGCUCUCGAUUCAGAGUAAGAAGCUGAGAGACAGCGACACCGAGCGACUCAGACGGACGUCUGCCAAGGUGGACAACAUGCUGAAACAGAUGGCAGAGAUUCGAGAUCAAGACCGCAGAUUGAGAGCGCUGGAGUCUGAGCUGGAAUACUGCUCCAACUCCCUCUCGUGGAUAAUGGAAGAACUGGAGCAGAGUGACCUGAUCAAACACACCCGCCGUGCCCCCCUCCACCGAGACUGAGAGAACUGACGAGUCUCCAAAUCAGAGGAUGAACAUUUACACCAACGUCGAUGAUGAUGAUGAUGAUGAUGAUUCACAGACUCUCUUGCAUUUCAAUGUUUUUUUUAAUAAACACUUCCUGACUGCGUGCCUGUUCACACAUCUGAGUGGAUCACCAGAUUUUUCCUUCUUCUUUAUAUAUAUAUAUAAAAUGUGUGUUAAUUUGUAGAUUGCCGCCGAGUCGGUUAAUGAAAGCGUGAUUAUGGGUGAAAUGUAAAGAUUUUAAUCACUUUAUUGUUUUGAUUUUUUAGGGAAUGUGAUUGAAGGGUCUUAUAUUUAUUCAUUGUUGCAUUUUAUAUAUAUUUUUUUCUAUUAGCUUCUUUUUCAUUUACAAAUAUAAAAAUCAUUUGAUUAUUGCGCCGCAUGUGUCUCUGGUGUGAGUUUAUUCUGUAAUCAGGGUCUUGGCCUUUCCUGGUGCCUUGGCUCGUGACCCCUCCCUGUCGUCUGAAGGGCGAUCAUUCGAUUCCAAGUGGUGGUCUCGCUGGAGCCUUACAUGGGAAGACUGGGGGCCAAAUCAGGCUCAGGUUCUCGUCUUCACUGACCGUGGAUCAGAGACGCUGCUGCUGCUGUUGAGAUCACUGCUUACUUUAAAGAGCAACGCAGGAAUUUGGGUCCAGUGUAACUCAACACAGUGGUUUAUAUUUGAUAAGAUGUUACCCAGGGAUUGAUGAUUGAAUUUCGGUUCUUCUCCAGAACUUUUGUGCUGUUUCUAAACCUCGCUGUCUUUACAUUUUCCAAAUGAUCUAUUUAAAAACGCACACAAUCUUUUUUUUUGUUCAAUCAAAAACUAAAAUUGUUGGUCAGAUGAAUGCAGUUCUUCACCAGUGUGUGUUUUAAUAUGUACUGUUCUGGAAGGUGCAUCAUGGUCAUGAUAAGUGAUAUUAAAAGUCAUUUUUGUUCAUCAUUAAAUUAAAAAUAUUUUUAUUCAAA